This is a messenger RNA of Boleophthalmus pectinirostris (great blue-spotted mudskipper), 2160 nucleotides long. It is a transcript of the gene dok6, whose product is annotated as docking protein 6. NCBI's taxonomy places the organism in Eukaryota, Metazoa, Chordata, Actinopteri, Gobiiformes, Gobiidae. Bases 102 to 1139 code for a protein of 345 amino acids. The transcript has 8 exons. Gene Ontology annotation, cellular component: cytoplasm. The record is from RefSeq and is a predicted model, not a curated record. Gene Ontology annotation, biological process: positive regulation of MAPK cascade; cell surface receptor protein tyrosine kinase signaling pathway.
CUCUCCCGCUGGAUGUCGCAUUGGACGAUCUUCAAGUGAUACAAGACUUCACCCAUCGGGAAGACUUAUUUGUUUCCUCAGUGGACAAAAGGGAAGCUAGCAUGGCUUCUAACUUCAACGACAUAGUCAAGCAGGGAUACGUGAGGAUACGGAGUAAGAAACUGGGGAUCUUCCGGAGGUGUUGGCUUGUGUUCAAGAAGGCGUCGAGCAAAGGGCCGCGGCGGUUAGAGAAAUACCCAGACGAGAAGGCAGCCUACUUCAGGAGCUUUCAUAAGAUCACCGAGCUCCACAACAUCAAAAACAUCACCCGCAUGCCCCGAGAGACAAAGAAGCACGCUGUCGCCAUUAUCUUCUGUGACGACACCUCCAAGACUUUCGCUUGUGAAUCAGAGCUGGACGCUGAGGAGUGGUGCAAGCUUCUGUGUGUGGAGUGCCUGGGCAGUAGACUGAACGACAUCAGCCUGGGAGAGCCGGACCUGUUAGCAGCAGGGGUACAGAGGGAGCAGAGCGAACGCUUCAAUGUUUACUUAAUGCCGACUCCCAACCUGGAUAUCUACGGCGAGUGCACCAUGCAGAUCACCCAUGAGAACAUCUACCUGUGGGACAUUCACAACCCACGGCUAAAGCUCGUCAUGUGGCCGCUCAGUUCACUACGACGAUACGGGCGCGACUCCACCUGGUUCACCUUUGAGUCAGGAAGGAUGUGCGAUACUGGAGAGGGGCUAUUCACGUUCCAGACACGGGAGGGAGAGAUGAUCUACCAAAGGGUCCACUCUGCCACACUGGCCAUCGCCCAGCAGCACGAGCGCAUGAUGGAGGAGCUGGAGAAGAGCUCCCAGAUCCACUCCAGAGAGAUACUCACCAAGUCCAUCUCUCUACCUCGGAGCGCGUACUGGCAGCACAUCACGCGUCAAAACAGCGUGGGAGAUCUCUACAGUUACCAAGGUACAGUUAUUUUUCCUCUUGUCUUUUUAGGAAGCGGUCUGAGUCUCACGUUCAUCCCUCGCGCACAGACAUACCCCAGUUUUCUGUCAGACGACCACGAGCCCGAGGAAGAGGAGAGCAGCCAACUCCAAGAAGAAGCACCAACGCCCUCUAGUGGCCACGCGUCGAGUUGCAGCCUUAGACCUCUUCAAUGACGGCACCAAAACCGCAGACUGUUUCAAACCAGCUACUGUAGAAAACCUGUAGAAAUCUGUAUAGUGACACAUGUAAUAUAGGAUCUCCCAAUGCUCCUUAAAAUAGUGUCAACUGUAGACAAUAAGAAGGCCUUUUAAAGAGGGACAUUUUGUCUUGGCUUAUUUGUGACCUCAGCAACUUCAAGUGCACCAAAAUGCUUAGUAGUUUUUAGUUUUCCCUUGUUUCAUUAACAUCUACAUUACAUAGUGAUUGAUGAGAGAACAUAUGGCUCAUUUGAAUAAAGUGCAGACUCGGCACUCGGAGGAACACCGCAUUUUUGACAAACAAUUUUUCAUCUCAACAAGGUAAAGUUGAACAAUGCAGUACACAACAUCCAGUAACUUUAACUAUGAUUGAUUUGCAUCACCUAUGUAUCUGUACAAGUCCACUGUACAUGUCUCAAGUUAAAACACAGAAGAGAUUUAAACAGAAGAGAUUGACAAACUUUGACAGGCAGUACAAAUUUAUAAAUUUCCUAAACAAGUCAGUCAAGUAUAAGUAAAAAAGUAGUUGGGAAAAGUACCACUCAAGUAAGGGUAACUUAAAGAGUGACUGUCAGUGUGUAAUAUCUCAUUUAAAAAGUCAGGUUAAUGUAUUUAGAAGAACAAAUGCACAAAAUCUGCUCUUUUCAAAUGAUUUACACAGAAAUUAGAACAAACUACAUCAGAUCAGAAGGAGCAGUGCAAGAAACACAAAUGUUCAAACCUUUUCAUAUUGUCAACAUAAAGCUUUUGUCACUCACUUUUGUACUCAAAACGAAAAUUUUACUCAAGUAAGAGUACUGUUACUACAAUAAAAAUAUUACUCAAGUAGGCCAGUAUGCUGCUAGAAAAGUUUGAAAUGUUUCUUUAAAAAUUUUUCAAGUAAAUGUAACUGAGUACUGCCCACCUCUGCCAAUUAAUAUAUUUAAAUGUAUAAUUUUAGUUUUAUAUUUUUAUUGACCUAAUUAGGAACAUUAUUAAUUUCAGUCCAUGCUCAUAU